AUGGUAAGUCUUAAAGAUUUUCUUUCCAAAAUACUUAUCAUCCACGCUCUGAUUGCGUUGAGCAUCGCCGAUGUCAGCCAUUUGAGAAGCGCUUACUUGCCUCCCUACCACAGUAAACCACUGCACGUUGCACCAAGUCAAGAACUUGCAGCGCCGCCACAACCACAAGUGCAACAUGACGAAGUACCACAAGCCCAACUGGAUGUUAUUUUACUUGACGAGUCGGCCAAUGGUAACUCACAUGCUUUAAAAGAUGUUGACCAAUCGCUGGAUAAUGAGCCCGUUGCAAUAGUACACCAAAGUUCUACAGAUGAUAACGCCGCCAGUGAAUCUGCCAGCGAUCCGUUCUUCCAACCUAGUUUUGGUGGCUUUCCAGGCGGUGGAAUUGCACCCAACUUUGGUGGGCCAACAUAUCCGGGUCAAGGUUUUACGGGAGCAGGCUUUCCAGGACAGGGUUUCGCAGGACAAGGUUUUCCUGCAACAGGCUUCGCAGGACAAGGUUUCGCUGGUCAAGGAUUUCCAGGACAAGCCUUGUCUGGAGCUGGCUUCGCAGGACAAGGUUUCCCGGGACAAGGCUUUCCUGGACAAGGUUUACCAGCUUCAGGCUUCGCAGGACAAGGUUUCCCAGGGCAGGGCUUUUCGGGAGCUGCCUUUCCUGGCCAAGGUUUCUCAGGCCAGGGUUUCCCAGGACAAGGAUUCUCUGGAGCUGGCUUUCCUGGACAGGGUUUCUCAGGUCAAGGCUUUCCUGGACAGGGCUUUCCGGUAGCUGGAUUUCCCGGCGCAGGCUUCCCCGGUCAAGGCUUCCCACCACAAGCGGGCGGUUUCCCAGGCUUACCUUACCAAACACAGCAACAGUCCGGCGGCGAUUUCAACACACCACAGCCCAUAGAGGGCCUCAACACUCGUGUGCACACAACGCGCAUAGCCAGCGAUACAGUUUAUGGCGCAAACGGCGGUUAUGUCUACGACAAGCCCAAAUAA
Bactrocera tryoni is the source of this 981-nucleotide messenger RNA. RefSeq names its product RNA-binding protein 12. Lineage: Eukaryota; Metazoa; Arthropoda; Insecta; Diptera; Tephritidae. The transcript has 3 exons. The record is from RefSeq and is a predicted model, not a curated record. The coding region runs from base 1 to 981 and encodes 326 amino acids.